CUCGACACAGUUCCGCUUCUGGUCCUUCUCACCCGAACAACUCGCCGCUCAACGCCGAAAGACGCAUGACCUCGCCCUCGCCCGCGCCCAGCAAUAUCUCGGCGGACAGCAGAAUGGCGGGACGACAGCGGGAGCAGAGGCAGCGGCAGCGACAUGUCUCACCGAGGACGAAGAGCUGCGACUGGUGCAAAAGUACUGCGAUGUGCUGCGGGUGACGGGCGUGCACAUCCAGUGGCAGGCGCACAUCUACACGACGGCCAUUCAAUACUUCAAGCGCUUCUACCUCAACAACAGCUGUAUGACCUAUCCGCCCAAGGAAAUCUACAAGACGGUCAUGUUCCUCGCCAGCAAGACCGAAGCCACGCACAUCACGCUGUCCAAGUUCUCUCGAUCCAUUAGCGCCGACCCCGAAGCGGUUCUGGCGCCCGAGUACAAGGUCAUGCAGGCUCUGCGCUUCAUGCUCGAUGUGCGUCAGCCAUACAGAGGGCUCAAAGGCGCCCUGAUGGAGCUGCUGAACAUGGCCGAGGGACGGGUCGACUCGGUGGUGCAAACGCAGAUGAGCGGAUCGGAAGCACAGCAGGGCAUGUUGAGGCUCAAGGGACCAGAGUCGGCCAAUAGAACGCAGUGGACCAUGGUGAAGACCACAGAUGGCCAGAUACAGCAGAAGCAGUUGGUGGAGAGAAUCCAGCUGGCGUGGCAAGCAGCGAAGAACUUGCUGGAUGUGGAGGCCCUACUCACCGAUGUCUAUUUUCUCUACACGCCUUCACAGAUUCUGUUUGCCGCACUUCACGUGGCCGACACGCCACUGCUCACCUACUUUCUGGACGCCAAGUUGCCUCUGCAAUUACCGACGCGCCCCCGAAUCUUGGCUGCCAUUGAAAGCUGCUCAGUGAUGCUGGCUUCUUACGACCCCAAGAGUAACAUUUCCAAAGAUGAGCGCGCCGCACUGGAGAAGAAGCUCGAAGGUUGUCGAGAUCCCACUACGAGAGAUCUCGUCAAGGCAGCUGCUGUCGCAAAGCGCAACGGAGCCGAAGAGGGCGCCAUAGACGACGCCAAGGCCAACAAGAUCAAGGCGGAGCGUGCGAAGAACGACAAAGACAUGGACGGACUGUUCGGUCCAAGUUUGGGCGGUCCAGGCUGAUGAUGGUGAAUUGGUGAUGAUGAUGCUCAUGCUGACGAUACAGAAUGCACCGUCCGAUCUGAUCCAGAUCGGCAUGCAAGUACAAAAGCAUAACGCAGCAGACAGAGCCUGUGCCUGUGAGCGCUCGAUAAAGGAUGAGAUGAGCUCACUUCACGUCCUUCCGAUAGGAGGUGUGCAGAAGAUGAUGAACCCUCUCUGGGCGUAUUUUUUGGUAGGUGUCAGCCGCGAACCAUCAGCGCUGUGUGCUGCAGAAACACGGGCAUGAUGCACAGUACAGGUGGAGCAUCAAUGCUGAUCAUGUGCUGGAUUCAUGUCUUCUCAAUGGCCAAAUCCGCGCGCAACGCCAUUGGCAUGCACGCGACACCCCUCAUGCCAGUCGAGCAUCGAGAACGGUGACCAAUGGCAACCUCCGCUCGACUGAGACGAUAUUGCAAGAUGUAGCGGACUCGCACGCCCCAUGUCUCAGACGUCCCAGCCGUCCGACCGCGUGCCGCGUCCUCAUAGAUACAAUGGUAUAUCGAUCUGGUAUCAACAUUACACAAUUCGUUAUUGUUAAUUCUACGUCUGCAAUAACCAACAGUAUAGACAAUCGAUAUGGCUAUUCUAACCUCGCUCCCUCCCAGUUCCAGGCUGAGUGGCGGUACGAGCAGACGACAUUCCGAUCCAAGCAAAGGUGCCUAUCAACCUGUCGCACGAGAUGGCAAAUCGCGUGCCUCGUCCUCAGCUGGAUCCUCGCCUGGAGAUGUCGCGAAUGCCUCACAUCGCGAAGCAGCCAUAGUCCUCCCGUCAGUCCCAGAAGACACUCCCAUGCUCCCCAAAGACAACAUCAGUCCAGACACAGAAGAAGGUCCAUCCUCCUCCUUAGACCCCAGCAACAGCCACGAUGAAACUUUCCAGAAACAAAAACAACAACAGCAACUAGACGUUCCCCAUCGCUCCUCCCGACGCGACUCCAAACGUCUCUCAUGGAUCCCCAACUGGACCUUCGCGGGCUCGGCCCCCGUCACUCCACCCACCUCCCCCAACCCAGACCGCCCCGACAAUAGCCGCACUUCUAGCAUGGACAGUUACCAACAAUCCGCAACUCGCAUGUCCCGCUUCCGAAACAGUAUCUCUACCCUCUCCGAAGUCGUUCUCCGCGACACCGAACCCACCCACGAAAGCAAUUUCCCCGCCAAUCCCAGUUUUCCCGACGACUUUGCAGGUCAGAAGCUCAUUUUGCACGUCUAUGGAACUCUAGAUGCCAUUCAUCAAACUCCCAAUGAAGAAAACAUGAGACUACAAACUCCUCGAGGGUUCAAACACGCAGACCUCUCCACUUCCCCUACUUCCCCUACUUCCCCCUCCUUCUCUUCCUCGCCUCCCUCCUCAUCCUCUGCAGGGCACCAAGCAAACAGCGCACUACUGUUAUACAUCCUUCCCCUCCUCCACGACGGCGACUUGCUCGUUCAACCCUUCGUGGAACGCCAUACUUCUACCGCAGGCGGAGGAGGAGGAGCUCCUCGCCAUUCGGGAAAAGAUUCCAACAUGGCAACCGUGAUUCGCGGCGCAAUUCAGGAUUGCGUCUUCAAAUGUUUUGUUGUGGGAGUGUUUCCGUUGGAGGUGUUUUUCAGCGAAGAAAAGGAGAGGGUGGAACGUGAGCAGUGGGAAACGUAUGAAUUGGAUGUGGAAUUGUAUGAUUCGAGCGUGGCUGUUGCUGGGAAUGAGGAGAGAUGAAGGAUGAAAGCUGAAGCAUGGAGGGAAGAGAGGAGGGAAGGAGCAGGCGGAGGGGGAGAAGGAGUUUUACCUUAUUAUCUAUCUCUCGUAUGUAUCUACAUGUAGGCGUUUCUAGUAUAUGUACAUGUAGUUUAUAAUGAGCACAGGAAUUCAACAUCAGAUGACGAG
This is a messenger RNA of Sphaerulina musiva SO2202, 3025 nucleotides long. RefSeq lists its product as uncharacterized. The transcript has a single exon. Bases 1736 to 2857 code for a protein of 373 amino acids. Lineage: Eukaryota; Fungi; Ascomycota; Dothideomycetes; Mycosphaerellales; Mycosphaerellaceae. The record is from RefSeq and is a predicted model, not a curated record.